UUACUAAAUACUUUUAAUAUAUUUUCAUUGAAUAUUUUAAAUCUUAAGCGUGAAAGGAAACUGUAUAGAGUUUGAUAUUAAAUCUCUUUAAUCUCCAUAAAUGGUAUAUCUACAUAGGUGGUUCAAAAUCGAUCGGUAGUUAUGAGAUGUUUGUAGGUAUGUUGUGAGAGUCAGUCGCGAAGUGUUCUAUAUUUGGGUGAAAGACUGGCUGUAUCGAUGUCCCGGACGUCCUGCGCACGCCCGGAGCAGCUCGUCCCGGAGAUUUGCACCCAGUUCAAUCGAAGCCUCCCACUUAGUGCAUUCCAGACUUGGGCAGUGCAUUCGUUGUUUCAUUUCGGCACUGUGACUUUUUAAAAGUGAUUUCAUUCAAUUAGUCGACCUUGUUAACGCCUGGAUUUAUUAGGAAGAUCUUAAUUGUUGAAAUCGCGCAAUCAAAACCAAAAUGGGUAAGGAAAAGACGCACAUUAACAUCGUCGUAAUCGGCCACGUCGACUCUGGCAAGUCGACCACCACUGGCCACUUGAUCUACAAGUGUGGUGGUAUUGACAAGCGUACCAUCGAAAAGUUCGAGAAGGAGGCCCAAGAAAUGGGCAAGGGUUCAUUCAAGUAUGCUUGGGUAUUGGACAAAUUGAAAGCGGAACGUGAGCGCGGUAUUACUAUCGACAUCGCCCUGUGGAAGUUCGAAACCGCUAAAUAUUAUGUCACCAUCAUUGACGCACCCGGUCACAGGGAUUUCAUCAAGAACAUGAUUACUGGAACGUCUCAAGCUGAUUGUGCAGUUCUGAUCGUGGCAGCCGGUACUGGUGAGUUUGAAGCUGGUAUAAGCAAGAACGGCCAGACGCGUGAGCACGCUCUGCUUGCCUUCACGCUCGGCGUGAAGCAGUUGAUUGUUGGUGUUAACAAGAUGGAUUCCACCGAACCUCCGUAUCACGAGGCGCGUUACGAGGAAAUCAAGAAGGAAGUGUCUUCUUAUAUCAAAAAGAUUGGCUACAAUCCGGCGACGGUGGCUUUUGUGCCCAUCUCGGGCUGGCACGGCGACAACAUGCUGGAGCCGUCCGACAAGAUGCCCUGGUUCAAGGGAUGGACCAUCGACCGCAAGGACGGCAAGGUCGAGGGCAAGACCCUUAUCGAGGCUCUGGACGCGAUUCAGCCUCCCUCUCGUCCCACCGAGAAGCCUCUCAGGCUUCCGCUGCAGGACGUGUACAAGAUCGGCGGCAUCGGAACCGUGCCCGUCGGCCGGGUCGAGACCGGCAUACUGAAGCCUGGCAUGGUGGUCGUGUUCGCGCCGGCCGCCAUAACCACCGAAGUGAAGUCCGUUGAGAUGCACCACGAGGCCCUGCAGGAGGCCAUGCCCGGAGACAACGUGGGCUUCAACGUCAAGAACGUGUCGGUGAAGGAGUUGCGCCGCGGUUACGUGGCCGGAGACUCCAAGAACUGCCCGCCCAAGGGAGCCGCCGACUUCACUGCACAGGUAAUAGUGCUGAACCACCCGGGGCAGAUUAGCAACGGGUACACGCCCGUGCUGGACUGCCACACUGCGCACAUCGCCUGCAAGUUCGCCGAGAUCAAGGAGAAGUGCGACCGUCGUACCGGUAAGACUACCGAAGUGGAGCCGAAAUCGAUCAAGUCCGGGGACGCGGCCAUCGUGACUUUGGUGCCGACCAAGGCGCUCUGCGUCGAGUCGUUCCAGGAGUUCCCGCCCCUCGGCCGCUUCGCCGUGCGCGACAUGCGCCAGACCGUCGCCGUCGGCGUCAUCAAGAGUGUGACCUUCAAGGAGGUUACUACAGGCAAAAUCACUAAGGCCGCGGAGAAGGCCCAGAAGAAAAAAUAACUAUGGGGCACUUCAACGAAUAAAUCGCAGCCGGUAGCCAUCUCCCGCAGUGCUGCGAGCCCCUCUCCCUCAACCUCUUCCCCUACGAGACCCAUCCGCAAACCCGAUUUCCUCUCGGUUCCCGAGGCACCCCUUCUUCGUACCCACCCUCCUCCAGAUGUAGGUGUAUUUUGGGAUGCGGAGAGCUCAUUCGGUUCUGAAUCGGAUGACGAUCUAUCACCGCACAGCCUCCUCAGUAGUGUUCCCUCAUCGUACUCCCCCCAUCGGAGCUUCUUCAGUGGUGACAUCGACAUCCCCGACUCGUGCAUUUAUCAGAACAAGAUACUCAAGUUUAUUCGUUUUAGUUAUUAUUACAUGUUAAGUUUAUGUAUUUGUGCUUAUUUUAGGCGUAAGUUACUCACCAAGUCUGAGUUUCCGUACUCUCGUUACGUUUUAUUUUUCCAUCGCAAGGAAUUCAGGAGGAAAGGCGCGAUAGACGAAAUUGAAUCUUUAGACCUUAUUGAUCGCGUGACGUUGAUAUUUGAGAUUUUGUCGUACCAAUGUCUCAUCACAAAAGUACUCAAGUGUAUAUUCUCCACUCUGUUUCUAGUUUCCGUGGGUAUUUUGGUUCGUAUGCUCUUCGACUACGUUACCUGUCCCGCUCACGAAAAGAGCGAUUUUGAUGAUUUAUUACAGCAUGACGACGUAAUUUUAAAUACCUAGUUUUGUCAUAAAGUUAUAAACUUAUUUAAGAUUAAUCUUUUCCAUACUUCAGUAGGUAAAAAUAAAAAGUUAUUUUCUUAAGAUUGAACAUGUGUAUGUAAGUAGAAGAUAAACAUCAGAGUGUAGAAAUGAGGGUGGUUGGUUCUAAACUGACUUCCCAUAGUUGAUUUUAGACGUACGUUAUAAAGCGUUAAGAACGUUUUGAUAGAAAUUGAGGAAUUUGUAAAGUGAAAUGUAAUUUAUGUUCCUAGUUUAAUCUAUACUCUUAUAUUUUAUAAAAUUAAUUCGCCUGUUAACGGUAAAGACGCAAAGGUUUAAACAUUCAAUUUGAAUUUCGAUAACUGUUUAGAUUUACAUAGGUACGGAGAGAACUCAAUCUUAUUAAGCUAAAUGUAUCUUUGUAAUUUUUUCAAUAAUUUUGUAAAGACCUUGAUCCUGAUAAACCAAUAAAGAAGCUACUGGUA
This is a messenger RNA of Nymphalis io (European peacock), 2997 nucleotides long. RefSeq names its product elongation factor 1-alpha 2. Gene Ontology annotation, biological process: translational elongation; translation. Bases 443 to 1831 code for a protein of 462 amino acids. The record is from RefSeq and is a predicted model, not a curated record. Lineage: Eukaryota; Metazoa; Arthropoda; Insecta; Lepidoptera; Nymphalidae. Gene Ontology annotation, molecular function: GTP binding; translation elongation factor activity; GTPase activity. The transcript is spliced from 11 exons.